AUGUUUGAGAACAAUAAAAAAGCAAUUCACGACCGGGUUGUGAUGUUAUGUGCUUUGGCUUUUGGAAAUGUUGCCAAUUUGAAGUGCGAACGAAAACUGCAUUGUUGUAUUGAUGUCAAUAAAGCGCGAGUAAAUGAACACGUUUGGAAUGACACGCUACAACUCAUUUUAUUGUCAUUUGCCUUCAACAAUUCACUGCCUCAAACAAUUCAAAAUUCAUUGUAA
This is a messenger RNA of Clunio marinus, 225 nucleotides long. The record is from the annotation of a GenBank genome assembly. Lineage: Eukaryota; Metazoa; Arthropoda; Insecta; Diptera; Chironomidae.